AGAGGCGUGCGGUUCUCUGUGCGCCUGAGUCGGACGCACAAGCGCGCGUGCGCCAACCGUUCCAUUUUCAAACAUUCAAAUUGUAAAGGACUAAGUGACAGUGACCGGAAAACUUGUGUUCGGGUACUCCCAGUGUUUAUCCCCUAGACGUUACCUACAGUGAGUGAUGCUCUAAAUGGAGAUUGUGAGAAUUUUUCUCGUUAUUUGACACACAUAUGACGUGAAUAACGGUGCGAUCAGACUUGAUCGACUCGCUAAAAUCGAAGUGUUAGUGUUUCCUACAGCAGUGUCGGAAUUUUUAACGGACUUGCUUAAGUAAAGAUUGUGAGCGGUUUUGUGGCGUUCUUCUCUAGUUCAAGAGCAAUGUCUCGGUGGAAGGGAAAGCUGAGGUAGCCGGCAGAUGGCAGCAGCGCCGGCGAUGUUCCGGCCGGGGCCACUGGACCCCUGCUACGCUCAAAGGAUAUAUGAUACACCGGAGACCACGAAGACGAAGAAAUGGUCAUCAAAAUUGAAACUGAAUACUUCAGGGAGUGUAAAAUCAUCAGAAAAAUCACCGGAAAGCCCAUAUAUGUACGGAACCAUCAGCGGCCCCAGCGGGUCGGCUUUGUCCAAGUCCAUGAAGUACGCUGAAACAUGGUUGUAUGGGUCCGUGAGGACCCAAACCCCACCGAUGAGACCCAGCGUGUUCUCAGCGUAUCCGGAAGUACCUGGCCCUGUUCUAAUAAGUACUCCUCAAAAACCAACACCUCACAACUACGCUGUAAUACUAUGUUCCUGCCCUGAGUACCUUAAUGGUACAAAAAAAACCAGCUCUACCAAAGUCAGUAUAUGUAAGAAAUGCAAGGGAUCUCGUUUACCUUUAACUAUAGCCGAAAGCCCGCGGAUGUUAGUGGGAGGCACAGUCAGAGGACACCAAGUGAAUAGAGAUGCUGGCUUACUUAGAGCUGGGACGGUCAGAGUUCAAGGGUCUAAGGCGAGACCUUCUAUACUUAAAUCAAAUGGAGAUAAUGAUCCUUAUGACUUAAUGAGACGAAGUCGAUUAGCACCUCCUCAUGAAGCUCGUAUAGGAAGUCAGUUCUCAACGACUCGUUCACGGGCAAAAAGCAUCAGCCCAUGUAGAGGAAAAAAUAGGAAGCCGAGUCCAGAAUCGCAACGUAAAAUUAGAAGUAAAUCUGUUAGUAGAGUCAAUGAUGUUUGGGUGGACGAGGAUAACAAUGCGAACGUUAACGACUCUAAGAAAUCUAUUUUAUCAUGUGACAUCAACCCGUACGAUCUGGUGAAGUCAAGUGGUCAUUCAAAAUCAUUAGUCGAAAUAGAAUUUGAUGAUGAUUAUGCAGAUAUGUUUCAAGAUCCACUUAAAGUAGGUAACUCUAGGCCACUGAGUAAGUCCAAGUCGGAUACUAAUGUUAAAGCUAUCGGUGGCCAACGCAUUCGUAUAUCAGAUGAAUCCAAGACUUAUGCUAUACAAGAUACAACUUCUUACGACUCCUUAAACUGUGAUCUCAAAAAUUUUGAAAUGAAAACGCAGGGGAUAUCUUCCUUAUUACCAAAUAUUAAAACUGAAAGUUACAAAUCGUUGCCUGUAAAUAAACCCACGAAUAAAAAGACUAUUAACUUAUCUCCCGCAAAUCGCACAAAACAGAAAAGUGUUUCUCCAAAACGACCACCAAGAAGAGUCCGGAAUGCAAGAACAGACGAUGAUAGUGAAAGUGACAACCAACGUCUACCAGAACGUAACUAUAAUAGAAAAGCACCCACAGAUAAUUCACGAAAUCAAAAAUAUAAAUCAAAUAACUCUGAAAACAUAAAAUCUAUUCUUAAGAAGCCAAGAAAUUAUGACUUAUAUAUGGUGAAUCCAAAAUUGGAAACAUCGGAUGAAUCGUCCGAAAAGAAACGAAACAAUGCUUCACAGUUCUACCUUCCUAAGCCAAAAGAAAAAGGUUUAACUACAACACAGAAUAUAUUACAGCGAAAGCGUGUUCAAUUUUUAGUAGAAAACGAAGAAACAAAAGUAAUUUACACAGCAGAAUUCAAUCUUCAAGAAAACACGGUAAGAGGAAUACCCGGUGAUAUACCAGCAGAUAUGGAAGACGAUAUCGUAGCAGAAGGUGAUAUUGUCAGCCAUAGUUUGACAGAGGUUGACCUUGAAUUGGCAAAAUUAAUCACACAGAGUACAGGAAACGACCCAAGCCUGUAUGAAGAUGUACAAGUAAACAAUAACUUUGGAGUUAUUACGGAAGGUACCAGCCCCGUAGAAACUAAUAUUUUCUCAGAUACUGCAAGGAAAUCAACUGAUGAAAAUGUAGCAGAUAACAACGUACCAAAAAUACCUGUUUUGCGUCGCUCGGAAUCAGAAAGAUUAACGUCGAUUAUGUCCGUUGCACCUCCUAAAUUUUUGGAUACAAUGGCGUUGCGUCCCAAACCUAAACAUGGACAUACAAGUCAGGUCUUUUUAGGAUCUCUCAAUGAAUUCGAACAAAAUAAAGAAAAUGCAUUUCGACAUGAAUCGUCGCAAAUUACUGAGUCACAAGCGGUUGAAAAGAAUUCACUGCAAAAUGAUGAUGAAUCAGGAAAUAUAAGUGAUAAUAGUGAUAUUACACAAAAGAUCUUGAACAAUUUGCGACGAGGUAUAUCAGAAUCACCUGAGCCGCCUCCUCGGCUUAAAGUAAAGGACCGCAAGUUAAAGAAAAAUAAUUACGUAAAAACGAGAUUCGUGAGGAAUAAUUCUACAAGUUCCACAAGUGAUGAAUGGUCGGACGCUAAUGAUAAUGAGCAAAGAACUGUUUUAAGAGUAAAACAAUUUGAUUCAGAUGAGGGCGAAGAACCUAAUGCUUCAACUGAAAUAACAGAAAAUGAACCUAGAAAAACAUCUAUUCAGAUCAGUGGCAAUGAAUGCUAUUCUACAAUGAAUGUCAGCAGUGACACGCCUAUUUAUUUAUCUUCAGUCGUGGUCAAUGAUGAUUCAGGAAACACGUGUGAUACUUAUCAGACUGGAACAACAGUUACUAUUAGCGUUGGAACACCUCAAAAAGCAGUAAAGAAAUCUAAGAGUCAGAUCUACAUAGGAACGUCUUUAUCUAACCGCAGAGAAAAGAAAGAAGAAUCAAAUACGUACGAAGAGUAUUAUAAUGACAACCAAUCAAUGAAUUCUAAUAACACAUCUAAUUCAAUUAAUGACAUUAGUACACCCGAUAUGUCCACAAUUCUGAAUGAUCCUGUACAAGCUGUUAAACUAAACCUUGUUCCGCACGUUUGUGGAAAGAGUAAUAAUCCCUUGGAUAACAGUGAGGAAUCUUUUGACCAAUCUCCGAGAGAGAAAAACAGUCACAAAAUGGACGUUGUUAGCAAACUCUUUGACGACCCCUUCUUUGGCCAUUUAGCAGAAGGUCUCGACUCAGGACUAGUUAAAAAAUUAAUAGAGAAUUCGCUUAUAAAACUUCAAGAAACUAAAAACCAGGAUGGUACGGAAACACAAGAAAUCACAAUCGGAAAAUUGAUUGAAAGCUCUUUAAAGAAUCUUAAAGAAGAAAUUAAUAAAAGGGAAGAGACAAAAGUAAAUAAUAAUGUGAACGAACAAAAUAGCGCCAGAGAUGACGAGUCGGACAAGAAAGCAGCCGACCCGUCAGCUUGUCUAGAAAACGACGACAACGGCUGCUCUGCUCCCUAUGAAAGUAUGGAGUAUGAAAGCGGUGCUAUGGGAGUAUUUUCAGACCUUGAACCUAUGUCAGACUGUUAUAACGCGUCCGCGAGCGAACUUUCUACUGAAGAUGACACGACUUCAACAAGAUCUAAGUUUUAUCAAAUGUUAGUGGAUGCUGCGCUAUGCGAUAUUGAGAUAGCAAGCAACACUGAUGAUGAUCAUCACUAUGAAUCAAUCCGCCUUAACAGUGAUCCCAUUUAUGAAGAAAUUGGUGAUAUGCCACCUCCAUUACCAGUUAAUCCUCCUCCAACAUCAUUAUCAAUAUUAGACGAGGAAAAACGAAAUGGUUCGCGGUCGAUUUUUGAAGGAGCAUCAAAAUAUGAUAUUUUAUCCUAUUUGGUAGAUGCUAAAGAAAGAGGUAUUGAUGACGAAGAUACAUAUAUUACUAGUUUUGGUACUGAAAACGAUUCAUUGAAUCAAUCCAAAGAUAAAUUAAUAAAUUCAGAAAUAAAUGCUCAUCUAAGCAGUAAUACAAGCCAGCUAUCUAACGCCUCCGAUUCAAGUGAAGACAAUUCGUUAAUUAUUAAUCAUGAUAGUAUAGAAAAGACCCUUGUUUGUAAGAAAACAUCCGCAGAAAUUGAAAGGAACGAUUCUGGUGUUGGUUCAGAAACAAGUAAGUCAUCUAGAAGUCGGCUGCAGGGAAAAAUAUCACCUUGCAAUACACUGACGGAUAAAGAUACCCCAAUACACCUCUGUGAAGAUUGUGAUACUACAGUCGAGACUCAAGUCACAGAACAAGGCUCAUUGUAUGCUCCAUUAGUGUGCCGAAAAUGUGCGAAGAAGCGAGCAGAGAGAAAAGAAAUCAUAACAGAAAUUGUUGAGACCGAGGAAAAGUAUGGGCGAGAUUUGCAAAUUAUCCUUGAGGAAUUUUACAAACCUAUGUUAGUCGCGGGCUUACUUAAUCAAGAACAAUUAAGUGCAAUUUUCCUUAAUGUUGAAGAACUCAUUGAAAAUAAUCAAGUGUUGUCUGAAAAGUUAAGAGAUGCUCUGGAAAUUGCGGUUGAACAAGGAGAUGAGGACUUAUUAACAGUGAACGUGGGGAAGAUACUUCUAGAGUGUUCUGGCAUGCUGACGGCAUUCCAGUCAUACUGUGUCAAACAAGCGGGCGCUGCACUUCUAUUAGCGGGCCUUGAGAAAGACAAGGAGCUGCUUCGGAUAUUUUUGCGAGUCUCUCAAAUGGAAAACACUGUUUUAAGGAGGAUGAACUUGAACUCCUUCUUAAUGGUGCCUGUCCAACGUGUAACAAAAUAUCCGCUCCUGUUAUCUCGGCUUCAUCGUUCAACGGCAGCGUGCGCCGCUGAAAGAGAUGACGUGCGCAGCGCUCAGCGUUGUGUCGAAUCCAGACUGGAAGAGAUGAACGCAGCAGCGGCAGCAGCAGCUGCUGCAGCAAGAGACGUCCCACUGUGGAGGAGACUUGCUGCGGCUAGAAGAACUGCUCACGAUCUCCAUGUCGCUGAUAUCAGACUGAGAAAGAUGGCCGUUGACGUCCUUGAUUGGAAUCACGAUGAUGCAAGGUUCGCAAUGGAAGGGAAGUUGCUGUUCACCCAGCCGAAUGACAACAACUGGCGGAAAGGACGCACAAUCAAGCUGACGCCCAUCAACGCCCUUUUGGUAACUAACGGAAAGCCAACGAUAACGCACAAAACGAACGAGAUCCGCGAAACCAGAGAAGCGAGAGAUCGCGAAGCGAGAGAAAGAGAAGGCGAUGCCCUCUUCGCACGGAGUGGAGUGAGAGAGGCUGCUCUCCUCCUAGUGAGAGAAAAGGCAGGAAGAUACACGCUGCAGAGAGAACCGCUGUUCUUGGAUAGGUGUGUGGUGGCUGCGGAUCAUGAGCCUGAACAUUUCUUCGAAGUUCACGAGAUAACUACUAAGGAUUCAUAUAUUUUCAAGGCAGAAGAGAGCUCUCGCACGCGCACCUGGUACCGGCAGCUGCAGUAUCACGCGCAGGGCGCAGGCGCGUGGCGCAAGCGCCGCAACGCUCUCGCCAAUAUCAUGAUCAACCCGAUGCUUACUAGAAACUAAGCUUUACUACAUAAACAAAAAUUGUUACACCUCUAAACUACAGAUGUCGCAGUAGUAUGCGUAGUGAUACUAGCGACAUCUGUAGUUUAGAGGUCGCAUACUUACCUCUUAAAUACAGAUGUCGCUAGUGUCACUACGCAAUGCGCUCGCAUUAAUGAUCAAUCUCAUACUUACUAGAAACUAACCUUAAGACAUAACAAAAAAAACAUCAAAUAGCACUUUCAGAUACACUUCUAAUCUUAAAAAAUGUUUCGCCGUAUGUUUCCCAAAAAAACGUGCUGUUACGCUAGCCAUCAUAAUCAACCCGAUGCUUACUAGAAACUAAUACAUAUCUUUACUUGAAAUACUUAUGGGCAAAAAAAAAACACAUUUUUAAACAAAAAUAUUUCCAACUUAAAUAUAGAUGUCGCUAGUGUCACUAUGCAACGUGAUGGCCAACAUCAUAAUAAUUCCGAUACUUACUAGAAAAUAAACUUAAGGGUUAAAAAACAGUAAAAAAGAAAUACCUUCAAAUCUAUGGGGAUUUGUUACCUUAAAAAAAACCUUAGGUCUCCUACUCUCCUCACAAAAAAAACGUGCAGUUGAGUGCGACACAUAGCAACAAGUAAGAUCUCUUUUUCGUUUUGAAAAGAAAACAAAGUUUAAAAAAAUAUUCGUAGUAUUUUAAAUAAAAAAGUGUAUUAAACAUCGAGGUAGAAUCCAUUUUCCGCUGUAAUUGAAAUUUUUCCUUUAAUUGAAAUUCUUUUCGCAAUAGUUCUUGUUCAAAAAUUCAUCAAUAGUUUUGCAUUUACGUUGCAUUUUAAUGCGUGGAUGCUACGGUAUUUUUUGUGUGAGAUAAAAUGUGGUUUUCAUUAUAGAAGGGCCUUUAUGCUUCAAGAGCAAUAAGGACCUUUUCAUCUGAAAUUUCAACAUUAAUUCGUCUUUCUGGUAAAUUCACCCGUGUUCGACCUGUGACCGAACGCGAUCAGAUAUCAUUAUUUUACUUUUUUUGACGUUUCGGUCAAGUUGCAUUGGCUAUAUGGUCACGGAAGAUAAUAAAAUCAUGAUAUUUUAUCGCGUUUGACCCAAUAGUGACUUAAAAAAUGUGUACCU
Messenger RNA from Leguminivora glycinivorella, 6814 nucleotides. RefSeq lists its product as uncharacterized. Gene Ontology annotation, biological process: positive regulation of Rho protein signal transduction. Gene Ontology annotation, molecular function: guanyl-nucleotide exchange factor activity. NCBI's taxonomy places the organism in Eukaryota, Metazoa, Arthropoda, Insecta, Lepidoptera, Tortricidae. The record is from RefSeq and is a predicted model, not a curated record.